CAUGAACCCCACUAUCUUCGCUGUUAUGUCCAAACACCCCCCAAAAAAAAAUUCUCUAGAUUUUCGCUCUCCAAUGGAUUCUCGAAUUGACAAUGAAGACGGCGAUCUUCUCCCUUCAACUUCCACUUCCACUUCCAACUCCUCCAAUCGCCGUAAUAAUUUCCACUGUUACAGUGAAAAAUUCACUUUCAAUAACUCCGAUUCCGAUUCCGACGCCGGCGAACUCGCCGGAAAUUCGGUUCGUAAACUCAGCUUAGACGAAACGAACCGAACUCCGAAGCUAUUCGAUCGGUUUUACGCCACGUCAUCUUCUGAUGACGAGGAUUUCAGCUCCGGUUCAGGUCAAAACGGUGUCGUUAGGAAGCGACUUGAUAAUAUGAUUCAAUUCCUUGACCGUAAAAUUACGACGGAACAAGCAGUUAGUAACAGUAAUGUUAAAGGUGAAUCUCAAGGUUUACCUGAGUUUAUAGGUAAAGGUGGUGGUACCGGCAUUUUCAAGUUACCGGUACGUGGCGCGGUGCAUCCUGACCGUCCACCGUCGUUGGAUUUACGGCCACAUCCGUUGAGAGAAAGGCAAAUUGGGGGAUUUUUGCGGAAUGUCUUGUGUACGGAUGAUGGAUUAUGGGCCGGGUCGGAGUGUGGAGUUCGUGUAUGGUAUUUAUCGGAUAUGUAUGAGGCUGCUGAGGAUGAGGAUGAGGAUGAUGUUGCACCUUUUGUGGAAUCUGUCAGGACUUCACCAACAUUGUGCCUUGUUGAAGAUGCUGGGAAUAGGUUGAUAUGGAGUGGACAUAAAGAUGGUAGAAUUAGGUGUUGGAAGAUGGAUAAUGAGAUUACUAGUAAAGAGAAAAUUUGUGGAAGAGAUCCUUUGAAAGAAGUGCUAUCGUGGCAAGCUCAUCAUCGCGGUCCGGUUCUUUCCAUGGUCAUGACUUCGUAUGGCGAUCUGUGGUCUGGAUCUGAGGGUGGUUCCAUCAAGAUCUGGCCGUGGGAAGGAAUUGAGAAAUCGAUUUCUCUGAUAAAUGAGGAAAGGCACAUGGCUGCUCUGUCGAUAGAGAGGUCAUACGUGGAUCUAAGGAGUCAAACUAUGCAUAAUGGAACAGGCAAUAACAUAUUUUCUGUUGAUGUCAAAUAUAUGCUGUCUGAUCGCUCUGAAGCAAAAGUUUGGACUGCUGGUUAUUUGUCAUUUGCACUUUGGGAUGCACAGACAAGGGAGUUACUGAAAAUCUUUAACACAGAUGGUCAGGUUGAAAAUAUAUUAGCAGCACAAGAUCCUGUCAUUGAAGAUGAAAUGAGGAUGAAAGUUGUGACCAAUCAAAAAAAGGACAAGUCUCAAAGUUCAAUCAGCUUCUUUCAGCGUUCACGCAAUGCUAUCUUAGGAGCAGCUGAUGCUGUUCGUAGGGUUGCGGCAAAAGGAGGAUUAGGAGAGGAUAAUCGGAGAACUGAAGCAUUGAUCAUUACAGUCGAUGGAAUGAUAUGGAGUGGAUGUGCAAAUGGAUUACUUGUCCAAUGGGAUAGAAAUGGCAAUCGUUUGCAAGAUUUCCAGUAUCACGCAUUCUCUGUUCAAUGCCUAUGCACAUAUGGGUCACGGAUUUGGGUAGGUUAUGCUAGUGGCUAUAUGCAGGUAUUGGAUCUUAAUGGUAAUCUACUUGGAGGAUGGAUGGCUCAUAGUAGCCCUGUAAUAGAUUUGUCUGUGGGUGGAGGUUAUGUUUUCACUUUGGCUAAUCAUGGUGGUAUACGAGGUUGGAGUGUGAUAUCUCCCGGACCAGUGGAUGGUAUUUUGCGUUCAGAGUUAGCAAGCAAGGAAUUUUUGUAUACUAGGCUAGAGAAUUUAAAAAUAUUGGCUGGUACAUGGAAUGUCGCACAAGGAAGAGCUUCUCCUGAUUCACUUAUAUCAUGGCUAGGUUCUGCAGCAGCAGAUAUUGGCAUUGUUGUUGUUGGCUUGCAGGAAGUGGACAUGGGUGCUGGUUUUCUUGCAAUGUCUGCUGCUAAAGAAUCAGUAGGUCUUGAAGGAAGUUCUGCUGGUCAAUGGUGGUUGGAAAUGAUUGGAAAAACCUUGGAUGAAGGAUCGACUUUUAUCCGUGUUGGCUUUAGGCAGUUGGCAGGCCUGGUUAUUUCUGUCUGGGUCAGAAGUAAUAUUAGUCGUUAUGUCGGCGAUGUUGAUGUUGCAGCAGUACCUUGUGGUUUCGGGCGCGCAAUUGGGAACAAGGGAGCAGUAGGAUUGAGGAUGAGAGUGUACGAUCGUACUGUGUGCUUUGUGAACUGUCACUUUGCUGCACAUUUAGAAGCUGUCGGUCGCCGGAAUGCUGAUUUUGACCAUGUUUAUCGAAAUAUGAUCUUUAGUCGGCCAUCAAACUUCCUCAAUGCUGCAGCUGGUAUGGUGCCGUACCUAUUCUCAGCUUGCUUGCUUGCCUGCUCUAUGUAUUUAAUCUGGGUUGCUUAUGGUUAUCGGUUGCCAUUGGUCCUUUCUGUUGCAGCUGGCGUCUCAUCUGCGAUUCAAAUGCUUCGCUGUGCAAAUGGUGCGUUUAACUCGGCAGAAGCAAUGCCUGAGCUAUCUGAGGCAGAUAUGGUUGUGUUUCUUGGUGACUUGAACUAUCGGCUGGAUGGCAUUUCUUAUGAUGAAGCAAGAGAUUUUAUUUCCCAAAGGUGCUUUGAUUGGCUUAGAGAGAGAGACCAGUUGCAUACAGAGAUGGCAGCGGGCAAUGUCUUCCAAGGAAUGCGUGAAGCUGUCAUUGGAUUUCCUCCAACAUACAAAUUUGAGAGGCAUCAAAUUGGCUUAGCAGGGUAUGAUUCUGGUGAAAAGAAGCGGACUCCUGCCUGGUGUGACAGAAUUUUGUAUCGUGAUAGCCGUUCUACUUCAGCUUCCACGUGCAGCUUAGAUUGUCCUGUCGUCUCAUCAGUUCUGCAGUAUGAAGCUUGCAUGGACGUGACAGAUAGUGACCACAAGCCAGUUCGGUGCAUAUUCAAUGUGGAGAUUGCUCGAGUGGAUGAAUCUGUGAGAAGGCAAGAAUAUGGGGAAAUCAUUAGAUCAAAUGAGAAAGUUGUGCUUAUGCUUCGGGAACUGAAUAGAGUUCCAGAAUCAAUAGUCAGCACAAACAACAUAAUCCUCCAGAACUCGGAUGCAUCCAUCUUGCGCAUUACAAAUAAGAGCGGGAAAAACAAAGCUAUUUUUGAAAUAAUUUGUGAAGGCGAGUCCACUGUUAAAGAUGAUGGGCAGGUGUUGGAUUAUCGUGCAAGAGGUUCUUUUGGUUUCCCUCGUUGGCUUGAGGUUAAUCCUUUAGAAGGCGUCAUGGAACCCGACCAAAUUGUUGAAAUCUCAGUUCACCAUGAAGAUCACCAGACACUUGAGGAGUUUGUUGAUGGAGUUCCUCAAAACUCUUGGUGUGAAGAUGCCAAGGAUAAGGAAGUCGUAUUGGCAAUCAAUGUACGCGGUUGCUUCUCAACGGAAAGAAAAUGUCACCGUGUCCGUGUACGCCACUGCUUUUCAGGGAAGCCUUUGCCAGCAGAGGUUAGCCCCAACAACUCUAACCAUUUGCAGCCAAAUGUCCUUCGCCGCUCUGAUUUUAAACCCAGUGGCUUUUCGCCUGAUGUUGUUGAUGACCUAAUAAAUCUAAACAGUCCUUGCAUAUCUCCACGUUGAGCCACACCCACAUCCAAUUUCCAUGUUUCAGUACAACAAACCUGCAAAGGAAUGUGUGUAUGUAAAUAGUCACCGAAGGGACUAGUGUUCAACUUCUCAAUAGGAAAUUAUCGUUGAAUAUGUCAUUCUUUUGAGGCUGUCACUUUAAUUUGAACGUGUAUAGCAUAAAUUGCACACUUGCAAUGACAUAGAGUUAGUUGUGUAUGUAGCCAUUUAAGGUAUCCGAGUGAGUGUCGCAUUGAGUUGAUCCCAUCUAAAGUUGUGGUGUGGGUUUGACCUCUUUGAGAAUUCUUUUUGAUAUGCUUCUUGUUUCUACAUUUUCAGUUUUGGGAGGAGAUAUGUGCAUUUGCAAAACAUUUAACAGGGAAAGGAGGCAUGUGAUAUGUUUUCCUCUCUCUAGCAUUGUUUUUUGUUUA
This is a messenger RNA of Lycium barbarum (goji berry), 4050 nucleotides long. Its product is annotated as type II inositol polyphosphate 5-phosphatase 15. The record is from RefSeq and is a predicted model, not a curated record. Bases 2 to 3634 code for a protein of 1210 amino acids. Gene Ontology annotation, molecular function: protein binding; phosphatase activity. The transcript has 12 exons. Gene Ontology annotation, biological process: phosphatidylinositol dephosphorylation. Lineage: Eukaryota; Viridiplantae; Streptophyta; Magnoliopsida; Solanales; Solanaceae.